This is a messenger RNA of Aspergillus ochraceoroseus IBT 24754, 2873 nucleotides long. Its product is annotated as tRNA ligase. The record is from RefSeq and is a predicted model, not a curated record. Bases 303 to 2765 code for a protein of 820 amino acids. The transcript has a single exon. Lineage: Eukaryota; Fungi; Ascomycota; Eurotiomycetes; Eurotiales; Aspergillaceae. Gene Ontology annotation, biological process: tRNA splicing, via endonucleolytic cleavage and ligation. Gene Ontology annotation, cellular component: nuclear inner membrane. Gene Ontology annotation, molecular function: RNA ligase (ATP) activity; phosphoric diester hydrolase activity; ATP binding.
UCUGACUCGUUUCUCAGCCCCGCGAUAAGAGGUUUAUCUGCUCUUGUCCUCACAUCCCCUCCCUCCCUCAGUGGGAAUGACACACUAGACACCGCCACAAAAAGUGCAAGGCUGUGCCUGACACUACUGAAGCAGUCAUCGAGAAAGAAUACUUUAAUAAAUUGUUUUCUCUGCGGCAAGAUAUUCUUCGUUCCCUUCCCCACAUCUCGAUUUCUCCCCUCCCUCUCUUUCUACCGGGUCCAGCCAGUAUCACCAUCAUUUUGCAGGAUAUUAUCCGAGACAAUCAUUCCAUUCAUAGAAUAAUGGAGAAACGCAGGAUAGUCCAGCAGGACCAGCAGGAGGUGAGCCGACUUGCUAGCGCGCUGGAAACAGCCCGUAAGCAAGGUAAGGGAGGCAAGCGGUCCUUUACUUGCAAGAAAUCUACUUUUGUCGUGGGGGAAGACAACAAUAUCUCCGUCGACUCUUGGAAGUUUAUGGACUGGGAUUAUAAACAAUUUGACCUCCCGACUUACGCUCGAGGCUUGUUCACCACAACGAGGACAGACGGUAGCGCGGAAAUUUCGAUUCGAGGUUAUGAUAAGUUCUUCAACGUUGAUGAAGUUGACACUACGAAAUGGAAGAAUAUUGAGACGAAUACCCGAGGACCAUACGAGCUCAGCGUGAAGGAGAACGGAUGUAUUAUCUUCAUAUCUGGCCUAGAAGAUGGCUCUUUACUCGUUUGCAGUAAGCAUUCGACCGGCGGCCGUUCCGAUACUGAUCUGAGCCAUGCUCAGGCUGGCGAACAGUGGAUUAAACGGCACGUCGCGACAGUUGGGAAAUCAGCGAAAGAUCUGGCCCACACAUUGCGCAAUAUGAAUGCCACGGCUGUCGGUGAACUUUGCGACGAUAAAUUUGAAGAGCACGUCCUUGCCUACGAUGAAGCUUCCGCUGGUAUUUACCUUCAUGGCCUCAACUUCAAUGUUCCACAAUUUGCAACUCUCCCCAGUUCUGAAGUACAUAAGUUUGCGGACGCAUGGGGUUUCAAGAAAGCGAAUUUCCUUGUCCACGACGAUCUGGAUUCCGUGAAAAAGUUUCUCGAAAGCUGUGCGGAGACUGGGUCCUGGGAUGGCCGGGAUACCGAAGGUUUCGUCAUUCGCUGCCAAAUGAGUGAAACGGGCCAUGCCCCGUUCCGGGAUUGGUUCUUCAAGUAUAAGUUUGAGGAGCCGUAUUUGAUGUACCGACAAUGGCGUGAAUGUACCAAGGCAGUGCUUGCCUGUAAAAGCCCGAGAAUUAAGAAGCAUAAGAACAUUACAGAGGAGUAUCUGCAAUAUGCGCGAAGACAGUUCGCUCUACACCCCCACCUCAAGGACCUCUACAGACAAAACCACGGCAUUAUAGCGAUGCGUGAUGGCUUCUUGAAGGCGCGAGGCCUGAGUGGGGCUCAGAUCAUCCAGAUGGAAGCCGAGGGGGAACAGGAAACCCGGGAUAUUGUUUUGGUUCCUGUUGCCUCUCUAGGCUGCGGAAAGACCACAGUGGCUUUGGCUCUGAUGAAGUUAUUCGGUUGGGGCCAUGUACAGAAUGAUAACAUUCCCAAGCAGAAAAAUAAGCCGAAGAAAUUUGCUACUGAUGUUCUCAAUCUUAUGCUGGAGGCCCCCGUGGUUUUUGCUGACCGAAAUAACCACCAAAAGCGUGAGAGAAAGCAACUUAUGGAGGAUGUAUCCACAUCUUGUCCUAACACACGGUUCGUCGCCCUCCACUAUGUCCAUGAGCCCAAGUAUCAGUUGCUUCCCGGGAUCCGCAAAGUGACACGGAAUCGUGUGCAUGAUCGCGGCGACAAUCACCAAACUAUUCGUGCUGAAACCAAAAGCGCUGAAGAAGUUAUUGCGAUUAUGGAGGGCUUCCUAUCUCGAUUCGAAGCCGUUGAUACUGCUCGCGAACCGGAUAGCGGGUUUGACGAAGUCAUCGACCUGGAUGUUACAGCCUCCUCUCGAGAAAACCUCGAGGUGGUGGUGAGAGCUCUGCAUUCAUUUUAUCCUCGGCUUGUAGAACAAGUUCCUUCCGAGGAAGAACUUGAUGAUGCUAUCAACUGGGCGAGGACCGGCUAUAGCGUUGACGUGGACCUUAGCCACACGUACAAAACAGUAAAGGCGUCUAAAAUGGAAAAAAGAACGGCAGACACGUCUACCCCGUCCCCGUCCCCCAACCCCGAGGCGAGGGCGAAAAACAUCGAAUACUUUGGCAUUAAUCUACCCGCAACGGAGGUACUAGACGUCCUGCAUUCGUUGUUCUCUCCAGCUACACCGAAAGAAAAGGCUCGUCUCUACCACCAUUUGGUAAACGGCCGACGCGUGCAGCCUGCUUUCCAUGUGACGCUGAUCCACCGCGCUCACAAGGGCGAAAAUGCAGAUAUCUGGAAUGACUACACGCAGCGCUAUCUCGACAAGAUAAACGAAAAUACUCCUACAGAUCACAACGGCAUGCCUAAGCUCGGUCUUGCCCGGGUCCGUCUCGAGCGUCUUGUCUGGGAUAAUCGUGUAAUGGCAUUCGUGGCGCGCCUCAUGCCCCCCGACGAGAACGACCAGGAAGAAUGGACCAGCGUGAACGCAAUCCCACAUGUCACUGUUGGCACUGCGUCGCCACAGAUCAAACCGGUGGAAAGCAACGAUCUGCUGCUGCAAUGGCUUGAAAAGGGCUCUGGGGGUGCAACGGGCAUCUGGGAAGCGGAAAUCCCGGGCGUAAAGGUAGUCAAUGGAACAGUUGGAUUGGUGAUGAGUCGGGGACGGUGAUUCCAUCUAUUGUAUUCCAUUGCAUUGCAUUGCAUUGCAUUUUAUUAGCAUGGCAUAGCAUUAACAUGACCCAAUAGCAUUUUUGCAUGGCCAAAAAAAAUCAUGUCU